Penicillium salamii is the source of this 702-nucleotide messenger RNA. Lineage: Eukaryota; Fungi; Ascomycota; Eurotiomycetes; Eurotiales; Aspergillaceae. The record is from the annotation of a GenBank genome assembly.
AUGGUUGGAAACAUAUUCAUAUUCUCUCUCAUUGCCGGCGCUCUCGCCGCCCCCACUGAAGCCCAACUGGAAAAGCGCGCCUGCCCAGGCGUUCAUAUAUUCGGUGCACGCGAGACCACUGCAUCCGCCGGGUACGGCUCCUCCAGCACAGUCGUCAAUGGCCUUCUGAGUGCCUAUUCGGGAUCCACCGCCGAAGCCAUCAGUUACCCAGCAUGCGGCGGACAAGCAUCCUGCGGCAGCGUCAGUUACUCGAACUCAGUUGCUCAGGGAAUCGCAGCCGUUGCCUCAGCUGUCAAUACCUACAACAAAGAGUGCCCAUCUACCAAGCUUGCUUUGAUUGGCUACUCUCAGGGAGCGGAGAUCAUCGAUGCAGCUCUGUGCGGCGGCGGCGUCCCCAAUCAAGGAUAUACCAACACGGCAGUGCAGCUGUCAGCUUCUGCGGUGAAUAUGGUGAAGGCAGCCAUCUUCAUGGGUGAUCCAUUGUUCAAGGCGGGCUUGCCGUAUAAUGUUGGGACUUGUGCUGCUGGAGGCUUCGAUGCGCGUCCCGCUGGCUUCUCCUGCCCAUCGGCAAGUAAGAUCCAGUCGUAUUGUGAUGCCUCGGACCCAUAUUGCUGCAACGGUAGCAAUGCAGCGACUCACAACGGGUAUGGCAGCGAGUAUGGGUCGCAGGCUCUCACUUUCGCCAAGGGAAAAUUGGCUUAG